GGGUUUUUACGCACACACCCUCUGGCUGCGUGUGUGAGGUGCCACAUCGAAGCGGAAUAUAAGAGCCUGAAAAUGGGAAGCGUGCUGCUGCUGAUCCUGCUGCAGUCGUUGGUCCUCGCGUCCUCUGCUCCGCCGCGAUGUGAUCCAGGAUUUCGAGGACUGUGCAGGGUAGCUGAGGAAGAAAAACCCUCAGCUAAAUGCACAGAUAUGAUGCUCUCCUACUGCGACGACAUGCCCUACACUAAAACCAUGUUCCCAAACAUCGUGGGUCACAAGACCCGCGAGGAUGCCGAGGCCGGGGCGGAGUACCUCCUCAUAAGCGUGGCCGAAUCUCUGCUCGCCUCCGAGUGCAACCCCGAGGUGCGCAUGCUGGGCUGCUCCGUCCUGGCCCCGAGCUGCGAGAAGGGGAAGGUGCUGAGGCCCUGCCGCAGCGCAUGCGAAGCGACGCACAAAAAAUGCAGCCACGCUUUCGACAAGCUGGAGAUGGCAUGGCCCUACUUCCUGGACUGCGACCGCUUCUUUGUCAGUGACGAAGAGGGAUGCUAUGACCCCAUGGAGGGCCUCAGAGAACAGCAGGCACAAGAGACAUUUGAUGACAUGGCAAUUCCUCCUCCGGAGGAUCCGGCCGCCACGAUGAAGUUCACCUAUCACUCCAACGCUCAGUUGAUCAGUAUCUUGAAGAAGACUGAGGAGCGAUGCUCAGACAUAGCCAAAACCUACAGCAUUGGGCGCAGCAUGGAGGGCAGGGAGCUGCUUGUGAUCGAGUUCUCCAACAACCCGGGACGACACGAACUGCUUGAGCCAGAGAUAAAGUAUGUUGGCAACAUGCAUGGAAACGAAGUCCUGGGCCGCCAGCUGCUCAUCUACUUGGCUCAGUACUUGUGCUCAGAGUAUCUGCAGGGCAAUCCCCAAAUCCAGGUCCUUAUCAACACCACCCGCAUCCAUAUUCUGCCCUCCAUGAACCCAGAUGGAUACGAGGUGGCUGCCUCUGGCGUCAAUGACGCUACCUACGCGGAUGAUGAGGAGGAUCACAGAUAUGAUUCCAAGGACAUCGGUCGCAACAACGCCCAGAACAUAGACCUAAAUAGAAACUUCCCUGAUCUGACGUCCAUCGUUUACAGUCGGCGCAGGCAAAAGGGCUACCGCACCGACCACAUCCCAAUCCCAGACUAUUACUGGUUUGGUAAGGUCGCACCAGAGACGUACGCUGUCAUGAAGUGGAUCCGCUCCAUCCCGUUUGUGCUCUCUGCUAACUUCCACGGUGGUGACCUGGUUGUGUCUUACCCUUAUGAUCUGUCCAAACAUCCGCUGGAGCGCAACAUGUUCUCCCCAACUCCAGACGAUAAGGUCUUCAAACUUCUUGCAAAAACAUACGCAAACGCCCACGAAAGAAUGGCCAAUGAGAAUGCACGGUGCGGCUCGUCUCGUGCCGACAGCCAGAAAGGGAUCGUUAAUGGAGCACAGUGGUCCAGCAUUGCAGGCAGUAUGCAGGACUUCAACUAUCUUCACAGCAACUGCUAUGAGGUGACCGUGGAGCUGGGCUGUGAUAAGUUCCCCCCCGAAGAGGAUCUGUUUUUAGGCUGGCAUGAAAACUCUGAAGCUUUGAUCACGUUCAUGGAGGCAGCCCAUCGUGGUAUCAAAGGCAUCGUCAAAGACGAGGAGGGGAACGGAAUAAAAGGCGCCCGGAUAUCAGUCAGAGGAAUACGUCAUGAUAUUACCACAGCUGAAGACGGAGACUACUGGCGCCUCCUGACUCCUGGCACCCACAUCGUCAGUGCCUCCGCCCCGGGCUACACCAGAGCCACAAAGAAAGUCAUACUUCCCAGUCGCAUGAACGCCGCAGGCCGGGUGGACUUUGUAUUGCAGAAAGACCCUCAAGAAUCCAGCACGCAGGAAGAAGAUGGCGCCAUCCCGUCCAUGGGCACCUACGACCGAUUCGACCCUUACAACCAGUACGAGCGCUACACCCUGAUGGCCGACUUGAGCCAGAACCGCGAGGAGAGAGAAGAGAAACCCUGGUGGUGGAACUACUUUGUCUUGCCAGGUUUACCCGCGCCCACCUGGCUGCUCAAACACUAUUAGAGCUUUCACAAGAAAAGCGAACCAUUUGUUUCUCUUUAUACAGCAUACAAACGAUCCAGUAUCGCAUAAUGAAUGUGCACGCCUUGGCUCUUUUACCGACAUGAGCCAUGUUUGGUCCUAAUGCCAAACUUUAAAUAUAACCUAAGCACCUUACGAGCUUUAACAAAAGCAUAACUUCAACUUGAAUAAAAGUCUGUUAAAGCCUUAUAUUUGUCAUUUUAUAGCCGUGUUAGAACAAAAAUACAGAUGUCAGGAAUCCUUUCCCCUGAAAACCUUUUGGAAUUCUUUUGUUUUCAGCCAGAAGAUUAAAUCAAUUGGCCACUAGGGGUCAGACUGAAUCUGACUGAAGUCACCACAAACUGAAGUCUGGCUAUUCUUCCACACAGUAUUCAGUUUAUAACAUUACUGGAAGUAGUUAACUUCUUCCCUUAGCCAAACUGAUGCUCUCAGGAAAAAGUUACUGCCAUAAUACCUCCUUAUGGCGGAUAAAUGACAACAAAGUGUGCAUUUGAUGUGUAACAACCAGAUAUAUGUCAAAAUAUAUCUAAUGAAUAAAAUAAUAUCUAAUUAUCUUUAGCUAUG
Molecule: messenger RNA, 2664 nt
Organism: Mugil cephalus (flathead mullet)
Lineage: Eukaryota; Metazoa; Chordata; Actinopteri; Mugiliformes; Mugilidae
Product: carboxypeptidase Z-like
Exons: 11
Coding region: 73-2082 (669 amino acids)
Biological process (GO): proteolysis
Molecular function (GO): zinc ion binding; metallocarboxypeptidase activity; protein binding
Source: RefSeq, a predicted model, not a curated record